AUGCAUUGGCAGAUGUACAAGUAUGCGAGUCACCAAAAAAGAAAGAAGAAGUACGACUUAGAAUGUAGAUUCUGCGAAGUUAGCAACACUACUGGUCAAGGUUUAACGGAUUUGAUAUUAAAUUUUUUAAAGGAAUCUAAGAUUAAUACUGCCGAUAAGCGAGGCCAGGGUUAUGACUAUGGUGCCAAUAUGAAAGGCAAACACAAUGACUUACAAAAAAAAAUCUUAGUUACUAAUCCCAGAGCCCUUUUUUGUCUCUUGUGCCUUAAGCCUUACACAGCCUUAAUUUAG
Messenger RNA from Diabrotica balteata, 291 nucleotides. The record is from the annotation of a GenBank genome assembly. Lineage: Eukaryota; Metazoa; Arthropoda; Insecta; Coleoptera; Chrysomelidae.